ACAAAUACCCUGGUUCGAUGCACCAAUCAAUUCCAUACGAAGCGUACCAACGCCGAAAGACGAAAACUUCCGUCUUCAUUUAGCCAAACCAGACAUGUCGUUGAACCACAAGAGGGUUACAAUGAAAAUCGAUUCCAGAUACCAGUCUUGGACUUGACCGUCUCAGAAGGCGAACAGGUGGUUGGCUGA
Messenger RNA from Paraglomus occultum, 189 nucleotides. The record is from the annotation of a GenBank genome assembly. NCBI's taxonomy places the organism in Eukaryota, Fungi, Glomeromycota, Glomeromycetes, Paraglomerales, Paraglomeraceae.